Meleagris gallopavo (turkey) is the source of this 1437-nucleotide messenger RNA. RefSeq names its product crystallin alpha A (gene CRYAA). Gene Ontology annotation, cellular component: nucleus; cytoplasm. Gene Ontology annotation, molecular function: structural constituent of eye lens. Gene Ontology annotation, biological process: response to heat; lens development in camera-type eye; negative regulation of apoptotic process. The record is from RefSeq and is a predicted model, not a curated record. NCBI's taxonomy places the organism in Eukaryota, Metazoa, Chordata, Aves, Galliformes, Phasianidae.
GAUUUUCCCUUUUUCUCUCAACAGCGCAUUCCCACCAGCCCUCUGAGAACACAUAUGCUCUGAUUCUGGAUCAAUCCUCAGCCAUGGGUGGAUGCUGGAUAUUGCUGAGCUUCCCUGUGUGGCUGGUGUGCAAGUAAGUGGCUGUUCUCCUUCUGCUGGUUGUUAUUGCCAAGAGAACCACAGCCCAUGGGGGCUCCCACCUGCCCAUCCUUGCUCCACAUGGGGAACUUGCUGGAGGAUCUCUGCCCACAUUUAUCAGACAUACUUUAUAGCACACUGCAAAAAACUGUCCCUUUCACAAACUCAAGUUUAGACUAUUUUUUCUUCUCUUGGAAGAAAACUAUUUUGUAUUUUGAGCAGAUUCUGCUUCAAGAAAUGACAGAAACAGAAGCGCAUAAGCAUGAAGCCAAGGGCCAGGGGCAAAGACCCGCAGAAGGAGCCUCCUCUCCAUAAUCCCUUAGAAUCUGCCUGGCAGCUCUUGUUCAUCCAGAAGACGUGCCGAUACCUCUGGACAGAAACCAUCCCAUGCAUCACAGCCUGGCAGCAUCCCUCCAGGAGAUCUGGCGCUGGUUCCCACCAGACUGUCAUCCCCAGGUCAGUCUCCGCAUUUCUGCUGACCACGUUGCCUUCGUCGUGAGAUCAUGUCUUUCCAGAGAAAUCCCACUAAUGCCUUCAUUCUGCGAGACCGGUAUAUAUAGGGGCAGCCUUCCCCGGGCUGCACUGUGCAGGCCAGCAAAGGCAUCGCUGUCCUCCGAGCGGUUGCACGGCUCCCACGCUCUCCUUUUAGAACAAGACAUAGCAGCAGCAAAUAUGGACAUUACCAUCCAGCACCCCUGGUUCAAACGCGCCCUGGGACCCCUGAUUCCAAGCCGUUUGUUCGACCAGUUUUUUGGAGAGGGUCUCCUGGAGUACGAUCUCCUGCCUUUGUUCUCCUCCACUAUCAGCCCCUACUACCGGCAGUCCCUCUUCCGCAGCGUGCUGGAGUCGGGCAUUUCAGAGGUGAGGUCUGACCGGGACAAGUUUACAAUCAUGCUGGAUGUAAAACACUUCUCUCCUGAAGAUCUGAGCGUGAAGAUUAUUGAUGACUUUGUGGAAAUCCACGGCAAGCACAGUGAAAGACAGGAUGACCACGGCUACAUCUCCCGCGAGUUCCACCGCCGGUACCGCCUGCCCGCCAAUGUGGACCAGUCUGCCAUCACUUGUUCCCUAUCCAGCGACGGCAUGCUGACCUUCUCGGGCCCAAAGGUCCCCUCCAAUAUGGACCCCAGCCACAGUGAGAGGCCCAUCCCUGUGUCCCGGGAGGAAAAGCCCACCUCUGCACCUUCCUCCUAAACCCUCUGCGGUAUGCAGGCUGCCAUCGGCUGCAGGUCUCACUCCUAGAGCCAUUGCGUAGAUAUCAGUGAAUACUUAGAGGGGUUUGUUCUGUUGGUUUUUUUU